AUGUCAGCAGGCGUGUCAGAUCAGCGAAUGAAAGGACAAGGGAAUCAAGUGACAAAUGUACCAAAAGAGCAACAGUUAGAAAGUGGUGGCGACGAGUUGGCAGAGGUGUCAUGGCGUCACCAACAGCAACCCUCAUAUGCACCACCCAUCUCGUCAGCAGCCGAUCCCUACAACGCGGCAGGUUAUUAUGGCACAACAGCACUUCCUUACCAAGCUUUUGGAGUUGGGGAUGGUACAUGGUCCACCAAUGGAACAGACCCAAUGACAUUCCUCGGAGGAUACAAUCCUCACGAUUCUUAUGGAAUGGAUGGUGUAUUCGGACCAUCAACAACGCCUUUUUCAACUGCUGCGUUCGGGCAGCCAGCAUCGACUUUUAAUUAUUUUCAUGGAAAUGGUGAUUACUCUACGUGGGGUCAAUUAGGACGUGCAAAGCAAUACGAUGAUUACUAUAGAGCUGACGGCUUGUACGUCCCAGAUGGGGUUAAAGCCGUCGAUACUGGUAUGCAGGCACUUUCGCUUGGAGAUCAUAAAGUGGACAAGGAUCGCAUUACUGAGCUCAAAGAUGUUUCAAGUGGAUCGCAACCCAAAAAGAUGACAUGGGCUUCCAUUGCCAGCCAACCAGCGAAGCCGGCACCUACAUCGCAAAGUAUUGGAUUAAAAAAGAAAGGCCCGGGUAUGCCACCACCUCCAAUAGUGCCGGGUAAACAUAACAUGGAUAUAAGUACGUGGGAUGCAGGCAAGAGUGCUCCGGUUGUGUCUGCGCCACCGCCGCCCCCGCUGCAGCCGCCUUCAGUACCGGCACCUCUUCCAAUGCCAACACCGGCGCCGGCACCACCAACUCCUCUUCAACGUGGACCACCGCCGCAACAUCAGCCGCCACCGGCCUGGGCACAUGCUCCCCGAGCUCCACCACCACAUCAGCCGCGGCCUCCUCUUCCAGUACCACCAGUUGUUGUUCCUCCAGUCGCCACCACCCCGGCUCCAACGCCACAUCCUGUACUCGAUGAGCUACGAGUAAAGAAUGACUACAACCCAAAGGAGUUUGACCUAAGUGCUCCACUCGCUCGUUUCUUUGUGAUUAAAUCAUACUCAGAAGAUGAUAUACACCGUAGCAUCAAAUACGAAAUAUGGUGCAGCACAGAGCACGGUAACAAACGCCUCGACGCGGCUUACCGUGAACGCGAAAGAGAAGGUGGCACAGUAUAUCUCUUCUUUUCAGUCAACGGUAGUGGACAUUUCUGCGGCAUGGCACGCAUGACUAGUGCGGUCGACUAUAAUUCCAAUUCUAACGUGUGGUCACAGGACAAGUGGAAGGGACAAUUCCGUGUCAGGUGGAUCUACGUAAAGGACGUUCCAAAUGUGCAAUUACGUCAUAUCAAGUUAGAGAAUAAUGAAAACAAGCCAGUGACGAACUCUCGCGAUACACAAGAAGUGCCGCACGCGAAGGGUCUUCAGGUGCUACGGAUCAUGCAUAGUUACUGCCAUUCUACCUCAAUUUUCGAUGAUUUCAUUCAUUAUGAGAGGCGCCAAGAAGAGGAGGAUUCGCGAAAAGUGCCUCAUCAAACUACUCAGGACAAUAAUCGUGAGGAUCAUGAUGGAGGCCGUGGGUAUCGUAAUUAUCGUGAUUAUCGAGAUCACCGUGACGGGCGCGAGGGACGUGACGGCCGCGAUGGUCGCGAAGGUCGUGAUGGACGAGAAGGACGAGACCAUCGCGAUAAUCGAGAUUCUAGGGACCAUCGCGACAACCGUGACCCGAGGGAUCAUCGCGAUUCUCGUGACCCACGCGAUUCUCGCGAUCACCGUGACGACCGCGACGGUCGGGACAUACGUGAUCAUGGGUACCGUGACCGCGAUUCCAAUUAUAGAUCCCAUCAUAAGGAUAGAGAUGGAUCGCGAGGCCGUGGGCGGCCGCGUAACUGA
Molecule: messenger RNA, 1920 nt
Organism: Parnassius mnemosyne (clouded apollo)
Lineage: Eukaryota; Metazoa; Arthropoda; Insecta; Lepidoptera; Papilionidae
Source: the annotation of a GenBank genome assembly